This is a messenger RNA of Polyodon spathula (Mississippi paddlefish), 1059 nucleotides long. RefSeq names its product myb-related transcription factor, partner of profilin-like. Lineage: Eukaryota; Metazoa; Chordata; Actinopteri; Acipenseriformes; Polyodontidae. The transcript is spliced from 3 exons. Gene Ontology annotation, cellular component: nucleus. Gene Ontology annotation, biological process: regulation of transcription by RNA polymerase II. The record is from RefSeq and is a predicted model, not a curated record. The coding region runs from base 295 to 1008 and encodes 237 amino acids. Gene Ontology annotation, molecular function: DNA-binding transcription factor activity, RNA polymerase II-specific; RNA polymerase II cis-regulatory region sequence-specific DNA binding.
UGUGUUUUUUUUUUUUUUUUUUUUUAAUGCUACCCUGCCCAAUAAAUAAAGCAGCAUGCUGCGUGAUCACGUGUUUCUAUCUGCGCCUCGCUUCUCGAGUGGGUAACGCGUCACGCAGUCCUUUGUGACGUCCUCAGCGAGCGGCGUGGAGACUCGGGGUGGGCUCGCCGCGCUGUUUGUUUACAAGCUGCAAAGAAACGAGAGAAUUUGCAGUGGAAGCGGAGCCUUGAUGUUUGUGCCCUGGGUCCGCGUGUCUGCCUGUGUUCCUCGGUGUCUGGCGGAAGACGGCCCCUCAUGUCCGGGUAUUUCGAGGAGGGCUCGCUGUACCAGCCGCGGAUCAAGCUGGAGUCCCCGGAGACAGACCGCGGCGAGUCGGAGGAGGAUUCGGGGGAGAUGCAAGUGAAAGACGAGGAGGGGGAGGCGAUGGAGCCCGGGAAAGCGGGCGGGGGGUUACCGUUCAACGUGGUGGUCGUGCACCCCAGUGUCGUGGGAACGGGGUACAGUCACCAUGACAACAGCAGCAGCAGCAGCGCGCAGCAGUCACCAGCAGGGCUAGCCCCCAAGAAGCGGCGCAUGCGUUUCUCGGAGGUGGAGGGCCAGGUGGUUCUGACCCAGGUGGCGGAGCGCUGGGACGAGCUCCACGGGCAGAAGAGCAAGCUCUUGUUCCGGGGCGGGAAGAAGCAGAUCUGGAACGACAUCGCCCGGCUCGUCACGGCCAAGUCCCGGCGUGUGCGCUCCGGUGAGGAUGUCCGCAAGAAGUGGACCUCGGAGAAGAAGCUGCUGAAGGAGAAGGGGGCCAGCCUGCUGCGAGCGAGUGCCCACGGGACCCGGGGCAUGGCGGGGCAGCUCGGCGGGGGCGGCGAGGCGGGGGUGCAGUUCACUGCCCUGGAGCAGCGGCUCUGGAGCCUGAUGUGCAGCACCUUCGGAGGGGGGGCCGACCUGACCGAGGCCUGCAUGGUGGGGAGGCUGGACGUGCCCGAGAUCGGCUUCGGUAAGAGUCUGGUGUAACACAAACACACGCUUCACACACGCCACGCACACAGAAACACGCUACACACA